Molecule: messenger RNA, 1137 nt
Organism: Polistes dominula (European paper wasp)
Lineage: Eukaryota; Metazoa; Arthropoda; Insecta; Hymenoptera; Vespidae
Gene: s-cup
Product: spermiogenesis-related protein stanley-cup
Source: RefSeq, a predicted model, not a curated record
ACUACUAUCGUGAUUUGAAAAUAAUCAAAAAUAGAAAAUAAAAAGAAGAAGAAGAAGAAGAAGAAGAUAAAAGUCUGACUUGUGCCUUUCGUGUUAUAGCCAAAACUGUGAUGAUUGGUAUAAUCGAAAUUAAUCCCGAAGUAAAAAAAAAAAAAGGAAAGAGAAAAAUCAAAUGCGUCUUAUCAAAAUUUUUGUAAAUACGUUUAAGACUGAAUAGAAAUGUUAAAGGGAAAAACUAUGAGAGGAUUAGCUGUGUUGGCCGCGGUGCAAAUCGCUCAAAAUCAUUCGAACAAUAUAGUUCACGAUAAUAACGAUGAUAGUAAAACAAUGUUUAUCGAAUCUGAUCAUUCGAAUAUAGUGGGAUACAAUAUUACCUCGGAUAUUGGUAACACAGGAAAGAAUGGUCACUUUGAAACUGACCUGCAUGGUCAAGUUAACAUUUUACUUGGAGGAGCUAUGCUUAGCGGAGUGAUCAUGGUACUGAUAGUGAUAUGUUAUUGCUGUCAUAAAAAUAUGAAAAAGUAUCGACCACAAGAAUACUCUCAUUAUUGGAGACCCGAGCCUGAUGUUCAUAGUCUCGAAGUAUUCACUAUGGAUUCUCAUAUCACGUGCCCGGAAAGAGUAGCAAUGACGAACCCGGAAGAUGGAACACAAGCUGCACUUCCUUGUCCGUUAACACCACCAGGCCCACCUCCGGCUUACGAGAGUCUUAUUUUCGAUCAUCAAAGUCUACCAUUCUCGGCUGAUAAAAAGGAUACAACAACAACAGCAGCAGCAGAUGUUCCAAUGAACGAAUUGACGAUUAACGAAGAAGAAGCUUCUACAAUUAACUCGGAAACUAGUCAAGCGAAAAAAAAUGAUAAUCAUAAAAACGACAUAGAUUUACCUACAUACGAAGCUGCUUUAAAAUUAGAAGCCGAUGGAUACGUUUAAAAGUUAAUACAAAUAUUAUAGGUAAAUUGAAACGGUGAAAGUGCCUCCUACCACCACCCCACCCCAUCAUCUUUCUUUGAUCAUAAAAAUUGUAUACAACAAACUAAAGUGAAAGAAGAUCAAAAGCAGCUAUUGAAAAUCAUUAAGAAUUCUAUUCUCUAUCGUUAUUAAUUAUUGUUAUUUGAAAAGCAAACAAAUAACACU